UUCUAAAGCAAUAAUUAAAAUUAUGUCGAAAUUUUUGCAAGAAGAAUCAGAGGAAUCUGAAUAAGAGCAAUAAACUGGAGGUUCAAAGUUCUUAUAGGUUAAAGAGGAAAACGAGGAAGAAGAAUAAAAGCCAUCAGUCAAGGAAGAACCAAAAAAUGUGAAAAAAGAAACAAAGAAAAAUAAAAAUAAAAAGAAUGAUUCAGAUGAUGAGUUAGAUAAAUUAUUAGCAUCUCAACCUUAAUAGGAGCAGGAGCUAGAUGAAGAAGCAAAGAAAAGAGCUGAAAAAAAAAAAGAAAAAAAAGCAAAAUAAGCAGAUAAGAAAAAAAAUUAACCCGAAUAAUAGUAAUUGCCUGAAAAAAAAUAAGAAAAACCAGGAAAAAAGCCUUCUGCUGCUGCACAGAAGAUACUAGAAUUAAAAAGAAUAAAGGAAGAAGAAGAAAGAAAAAUUAAAGAAGAGGAGGAAAGAAAAAGAUAAGCUGAGGAAGAAAGAAUAAGAAAAGAAUAAGAGGAAGAGGAAAAUAGAAAAAAGGAAGAGGAAAAAAGAAAAUAAAUAAAAGCUUUAAAGAAAAAAGAAUUAUUAGAUAAGGGAAUAUAUAAAACAAAAAAAUAACUUGAAGAAGAAGAGAAACUUAAGUUUAUGAGAGAUUAAAUGGGAAUAAAAAUUGAUGAUGGAAUUAAUAAAUCAAAUGUGGUAAAAAAAAAUAAAAAAAAGCCAGGCUAAUAAUAAUAAUAAGUAGAUAUAUUAGAAAAACAACAAAAAACAGAAACAGUAUAAACUGAAUAAAAAGGUGAAGAAAAAUAGCUAAAACAAUAAAAAGUAGAUGGAGUAGAAGAAAUAAACUAAUAACCUCUUGUAUAAUAAUCAUAAAAAUAAGAAGAAAUUAUUAAUAAAAAUGAUGAUGGAGAAGUGGAAAGUUGGGAAUAAUUUGUAGAAGAAGGAGAAGCAGAGUAAAUUUAGUAAGAAAAAGAUAAGUAAGAAAAAUAAUAAGUAGAGGCAUAGAAAAAAUAAUAAGAACAAAUUUUAUAAUAGUAAUCAUUUGCUUCAACUACGAAGAAAGAAAUCUUAGAUUUAUACAAACCUGUAGGUGAAUUAAGAUCACCAAUUUGUUGUAUUUUAGGGCAUGUUGAUACAGGUAAGACAACUCUUUUAGACAAAAUCAGAAAUACAAAUGUUUAAGAAGGAGAGGCAGGAGGAAUUACUUAAUAAAUUGGUGCUACUUUCUUUCCAGCAAAAAAACUAAAGGAAGAAUUAAUAAAAACUUAAUAGUUUUAUCCUGUUGAUUGUAAUGUCCCAGGUUUAUUAAUUAUUGAUACUCCAGGACAUGAAUCAUUUUCAAAUUUAAGAACUAGAGGUUCCUCAUUAUGUGAUUUAGCCAUUUUAGUAAUUGAUUUAAUGCACGGAUUAGAAAAUUAAACAUUGGAAUCAUUAGAAUUAUUAAAAAUGAGAAAAACUCCCUUUAUAAUUGCAUUAAAUAAAAUAGAUAGAUGCGUUGAAUGGAAAAAUAAAAAAAAUGCCUCUUCUUAUCAUUAAUUGUAAAAUCAAACCAAAAAUUGUAAAAUGGAUUACGAAAGUAAAAGAUAACAAGUUAUUACAUAAUUGGCAGAGAAAGGAUUUAAUGUUGCAUUCUUUUGGGAGAAUGAAGAUCCAAAAACUUAUAUUUCAGUUGUUCCAACAUCAGGAGUUACAGGAGAAGGUAUUCCUGAUUUGUUAUCAGUUAUUGUUAAAUAUACAUCUGUCUUUAUGAAAAAUAAAAUCAAAGUGAAGGAAUAAUUUAAUUGUACUGUCUUAGAGAAGAAAGUAACUGAAGGUCAUGGAACUACUAUAGAUUGUCUUUUAGUCGAUGGUCAAAUAAAAAAAGAUGACAAAAUAAUCUUGGCAGGAUUUCAAGGUCCUAUAAUUACUAAAGUUAGAGCUCUCUUAACUCCUCAUCCAAUGAAAGAGAUGAGAGUAAAAGGUGAGUAUAUUCAUCAUGAUGUGAUAUACGCAUCUAUGGGUUUAAAAAUAUCUGCUGUAGGAUUAGAAGAAGCUAUGGCGGGAUCUCAAAUGUAUUUAGCUAAUACUCAAGAUGAUAUAGAUAAAGCAACAGACCUAAUUAAUAAUGAAAUGGAAGAAGUGAAAAAAUAUAUUAAACUUUAAAAUUAAGGAGUUGGAGUUGCAGCAUCUACUUUGGGUUCUUUGGAAGCUCUCCUAUAAUAUUUAAAUAGCCAAGAAAUUCCUGUUUCUUAUGUUAGUGUAGGGCCAGUUUCUAAAGAUGAUGUUAUGAAAGCUUUAAAAAAUGUAUUAUUGGAAGAUGUAAACAGAAGAAAAAAAGAGUAUAUAUUAAUUUUUUAUUACUUUAGAUAUGCUUGCAUGUUAGUUUUUGAUGUAAAAAUAUUACCAGAUGCUUAGAAAUUUGCUGAAGAAAAUUAAAUCAAGAUUUUUGAAGCGAACAUAAUUUAUCAUUUAUUUACAAAAUUUACCGACUUUAUAAAGUAAGUGAAAGAAGAAAGAAAGAAAAAGGAAGCUGCAGAUGUUGUAUUCCCUUCAUUAUUAAAAGUAAUCCAAUUAUAUAUAUUUUAGAUCGUCAGAAUUAUUAAUACAAAAGAACCUUUAAUAUUAGGAGUAGAAGUAGAAUAAGGAAUAUUAAAAACAGGAACUCCAAUAUGCAUUUAUGAUUAAAAUAGUAACAAAAAUAAGAUAGGUAUUGUUGAGACUAUCGAAUUAAAUCAUAAAAGCUUAAAGGAAGCAAGGGCUACAACAGGAGCAGUUGCCUUAAGAAUAGGAACGAAUUAAGCCAUAUAAGCUGGAAAGUAAAUCACUUUGGAAACAAAAUUGGCAAGUUUGGUAAUUAAUAAUUUUAUUUUAAAGAUUACAAGAAGAGCUAUCGAUAUCCUAAAAGAGCAUUAUAGAGAAGAUUUAACAUUAGAUGAUUGGUAGUUGGUCAAAGAUUUAAAAUUAUUCUUAAAUAUUGGUUGAAAUUUAUCAUAUGUAAAAAAAGAA
Paramecium sonneborni is the source of this 2980-nucleotide messenger RNA. The record is from the annotation of a GenBank genome assembly. NCBI's taxonomy places the organism in Eukaryota, Ciliophora, Oligohymenophorea, Peniculida, Parameciidae.